UCAAAAACUGAACAGUCGAACGCUGGCAGCAGUCUCGGAGCAAAUUUUGAGAACAAGACAAAAAAGUGUGUGUACGCGUUUUCCUUCCGAUCCGUUUGAAGUAAACCUGGAGAAGCGUACGUUCGUUUAUCCAUAAACUCGGCAAAAUGAGCUCGUCGGUUAUGUUAUUUGCUUGUUCGAAGUGUUUUUCUCGCCAUCCGUUCGAGGAAUUAUCUCCAGGCCAGCAGCUUUGCAAGGAUUGCCGGGGAUCGUAUCCAAUAGUAAAAUGCACAUACUGCCGGGCAGAGUUCCAGCAGACAUCCAAAGGAAGUACUUCGUGCAAGAGAUGCGAGGCAAAUGUCAAACAGUACGGGAAACCAUCUGCCUGCGAACUCUGCAACAUCAUCGCUGCCUUCAUCGGCUCUAAAUGCCAAAGGUGUACAAACUCCGAGUCAAAGUACGGACCAGCGGUAACAUGCGAUCAGUGCAAACAACGAUGUGCUUUUAAUAGGCCAGAUUAUAAGGUCGACGGUAAGCUGCUCUGUUGGCUAUGCACCCUGUCCUACAAGCGUGCCCUAACGAAGGCCCGCCAGGCGGAGAGUGACCGCCGUCGGGCUAAGAAACGUGGCCCCGAUAGUGGUCCUCCACCGACAACGUCUGGGUCCGCCGCGAAUUCCGCUGGUGGAGGAGGAGCUACAGGAGCGGGUAAUGGUAGCACCGGUAGUGGCAUCACACAGCCACUGAGCUUGUCUUCGUCCGUUGUUAGUGGAAACUCGUCGAACAGAGGAUCGCGCCCAGAUCGGGGUCCAUCGGACAAGAGCAACAGCAGCAGCAGCGCAGAGAGUCGUGCUGCCGCGUCAAACCUAGCACCGUUGAGUGACGUUGCGCCUGUGCCAAUGGAAAUGCCCGAAAGUGUUCCUAUGGGGGGCUCUGGGAGUGGCGGUGGGAGUGGAUUGGAUCGUGUAGACAAAAACGAUAAUGGACGGCACAGCAAAAAAGCACGCAUGGACAUCAAACAUUUGAUGCCGGAAAUUCCGGAAAAGGUCGCCAAGAGUGCCCACACCAAAUACGUCGAUCCACACAGCUCUGACCAUGUGAUCGCGAUGACACAGCUGAAGGAAACGAUAGCUACCCUGCAGAGGAAGAUCAAACAAAAGGAUGGUAUUAUUCUGGAGAAGGAGAAAGAGAUUAGCGCCUGGAAAGGAAAGCAUUUGUAUUUGGAACAAGAUUUGAUGAGAAAGUACAAGGACAUGGAGAAAAAUUACGAGUUCAAAGUUGAUGUUUUAAACAAAAAGCUCAAAUCACAACUGCUGGAGAUAGCACAACUGUCGAAAGCGGCCAAAGAUGCUGCCGAGAAGAAGAAGAAACACAUGGGAUUCUUGGCCACUACGAAGUUACAUAAGCUCAAAACAGAGUCGAAGGAUAAGGAACGCGAAAAGAGCAGUGGUCGCAAUCGUAUCAUUGAGGAUGACGAUGACGAGGCAGAAAACGAAAGCGACAAAGCGUCUGAGAAAGGAUCUGGAUCGGGAAGGACAACGCCAAAGGAAACUGGCAAGGAUAGUCCUCGCGAUGUUGACUCUGGAAAGGAAAGCCCUCGCGAGUCCGACAAAGAGGAUGAUAAGGAAGACGAACAGGAUGGGGGAAGCAAGAAAGAGAGUGACUCGGACAAGAGCAAGGAUGAUGAAGUCAGCAAAAGUAACGGUUCCGUCAAGAGCUGCGCGGACUCGGACAAAGAAAACGACGAUAAGAAGGAGGAGGCCAAAAAUGAUGAAAAGGAAGAAAAGGAUCAAGGCUCGGAACGUGGUUCCGAAAAAGGAUCUCGUCGCAAUUCCGAGCACGGUUCUGAGAAAGGAUCCGACAACGAAUCAGACAAAGAGUCAGACCAUGGUUCGGAUAAGGAUUCCGAUCGUGGCUCUGAGAAGGGGUCCUUGAAGGGAUCCGAUCGUGGUUCGGAUAAGGGAUCGGAAAAGGGUUCUGAGCACGGAUCGGAAAAGGGUUCCGAGCGCGGAUCAGAUAAAGGAUCAGAACACGGCUCAGAGCAUGGUUCGGACAAGGAGAGCGAUAAUGAAUCUGAUGAUCGGUCCGCGAAAGGCAGCGAUAAGGACAGUGGGUCAGAUAGUGGUUCUGAUCGUGACAGUGAUCACGAUUCAGACUAGAUUGAGUUACUGCUCUUCAUUCAACGAUCGUUUUAUUACAAACGGACAACAGUAAAUGUUUUUCUCAAAAAUUUUAAACUACGAUUAAUUAGGAAUAAAUUAGUUUUUUUUCAGGCUGUCGUUGUUCAUUUUAUCGCGUCAUCAAGUCGUAUCGGUUUUUAGGCCCAAAUGGUUUCUUACAAAUUUAACUUGAACUAUCACUAGGUGUUGUACGACAAAAUAGCAGCAUUACUAUGUGAAGUAAACUCUAAAAUCCGAAUGAAGAAUAAAUAAGCUUUGAUAAGAAAUGUUACACAUCAACGACAACCAGUACAUUAGAAUACUGCAUGUUCAUAGAACCCAACAUAUUUCGUUCAAAUCUUCUGAUUCAUCUUCAAUUAACUGUCACUAGAAAAAAUAUGGCUAGGCGCUUCAUAAUAAAAAAAACAUUUCAGAAUGACUACAUAGAAACAUAAUCUAGAAAGGUUAAUCGUUAGAUGUUUCCACCCAACAGAUGUAAUUUAUAAUUUAAUUUUAGCAACAAUAGCGUGUCAGAGGAAAACGUAAACGUAAGAAUUGUAACAUGAGAUAUACUUAAUUGAAAAAUAAAUAAAAACAACAAGCGG
This is a messenger RNA of Toxorhynchites rutilus septentrionalis, 2740 nucleotides long. Its product is annotated as clumping factor A. Lineage: Eukaryota; Metazoa; Arthropoda; Insecta; Diptera; Culicidae. The coding region runs from base 147 to 2135 and encodes 662 amino acids. The record is from RefSeq and is a predicted model, not a curated record. The transcript is spliced from 5 exons.